AUGUCCUUUUCAUCUGACCAAUUUAUUUCAAAACUAAAACAACUACAGGAUACACAAGAAUCUAUAUCUUCCUCAUCUAAAUGGCUAUUAUCACAAUAUAGAGAUUCAGAUUCUAUUGCAACCACAUGGCAAAGAUAUAUAACUCAAAGAGAUCUAUCUGAUAGAAACCGUCUCUUAGCUGUUUAUUUAGUUAAUCAUGUGGUGCAACAGGGAAAAAGUCAAGGGAUCAAACAAUUCCAAGAGUCUUUUUCUAAGAUCUUGUUACAGACCUUACCUAUAGUUUAUUCACAAUUUCCAAGUGACUUGCAAGGGAAGUUGAAAAGAGUCAUCAAUAUUUGGAAACAAAGAAAAGUGUUUGAUAAAUCAUAUUUAGGGCAAAUAGAAAGUAAAUUGAAAGAUAUUGUACCCAAAAAUUCCGACACAAUCUCCAUAAACAGUGGUAAAAAUCUAUCUAUCCCACCUAAUGUACAACCCAUAAUUGAAUUAUAUCAAAAAUUAAAGAAAAAUAAACAUAAUAUACCUGCUUUAAAAUCCAGGUUCGAUAAUGCAAUUAACGAUUUAGAUCCAAAUAGUAUUGUGUAUGAAGGGAAUUUCAAUACUGUGACAAAGAUUGCUAAAGUUACUCAGGAUACGAUAAAGGAAUCAAUGGGGAAUAGAGAAGAAUUAAUCAAAUACUUACAUUCUUUAUUAAGUGAAGAAGAAAAAAAAUUGGAACAAAAUCGCGUAUUAUUAAAUGAGAUCGAAUUUGCAUUAGAAUCAAAGGAUCCAAAAAGAAUAAAAAAUAAUGAUGGUUCUUUAGAGAAUGGCAAUAAUGAUGUCCUUCCAACUUACGGUAAAAAUGAUAGUGAUAGUGAUAGUGAUAGUGAUAAUAAUAGCGACAAUGAUAAUAAUAGCGAUAGAAAUAAUGGUACUUAUAAGAAGAAACAAAAUGAAGAAUUCAAUGUAAUUAAUAAUAAUGAUACACAAAUCGAUAUUACAAUUGAGGGAAGCAAGCGGGUUUUAGAGGAAGGUUCAAGUAUUAGUGAUUCAGAUGAACCAUCAAAAAAGAAAAAUAAAGCUUCUGACGAAGAUAAUGAAAAAGAAUACAUAAUUGAAGAAGUUCAAGAGGAUGAUCAAGAGACAACUGAGAAUACUAUAACAAGUAAUAUUCAAGACUUAUUAAGUAGGUUAGCAAAUUGA
This is a messenger RNA of Arxiozyma heterogenica, 1179 nucleotides long. It is a transcript of the gene RTT103, whose product is annotated as Rtt103p. The coding region runs from base 1 to 1179 and encodes 392 amino acids. The record is from RefSeq and is a predicted model, not a curated record. Gene Ontology annotation, biological process: mRNA 3'-end processing. The transcript has a single exon. Lineage: Eukaryota; Fungi; Ascomycota; Saccharomycetes; Saccharomycetales; Saccharomycetaceae. Gene Ontology annotation, molecular function: RNA polymerase II C-terminal domain binding.